GGGGGUAUAUCUAAAAAGUUACAUGAGUUCAGUCAGACAUAAGGAACAGGCGAGGUAAAUCAUAUUGCCUCACCAAACAUUUAAAAUAAAAAUAAUGUGUUUAGACAUUCUUUCAGUGACUAAAUGAGAAACUGGAGUUUAAUCAAGAAAAUCUCUGCACAUCUGAAAUCAAAUUUAAAAUAACGGUUGGGGGAGUAUAGCCUCGUUACUUGUGACUUUUGAGCAGGAAUGGUGAAACCAGUCAAAAACCACUAGCAACAAAAUAUACUUUUACCACAAUAUUAGGAAAUCGUUUAGCCACCGAAUAUUUUGAUCAACCCUCGUAUGGUUUUAUUUUUCGGCAAAUUGACUGGAAUCGACACGUGUUUAGCUAAAACAGGGCAACUACAAGGACACGUCGGUGAUUUGUACAAGACUUGCACUAGGGAUGAAGAAUAUUUCAAAAUUAUACUGGAACAAUUAUAAAGCUUAAACCACGCAUCGGAUAGUCUACUUAUAAAUUUAAAAUGAUACAAUAUUAAAAUAUAACUUAACUAUUGGAAAAUAUCAAUGGGCAGAAAUGGGCAAAAGGUGUGGCCUCCUAUGAUGAAUCAAUGGAUGAUUCAGUGAGAAUGACGGACUUUAUUUUUGCAGAGCUAACCAUACCUUCAAGACCAUAACUCGGAUAAUAAUCGCUUUGGUUUAUGAAAUGACAUGUGAAAUUCGCACCAAGAUAUGGGUUGACACCUUACCCGUUCCAGAUCAAAACCUUUACGAGCAAGAGAACACAAAUGAUCAUAACUACAACAUCGACAUACCUGAGGUGCACGUGCCUAUAGUAAAUGAUAGACUAGAACUAAGGGGAGAAACACUAAAUGAAAAUAAUAAUUCCAAUAAUCGUAAAAUAAAAAUGGGAGUAGAAAAUGUAGCAUAUCAGUAUGAUAGCCAUGAACAAAACGGGAAUGCCAAGAACAAGACUGUCGGCAAUGGUGACGUUAAAAUGUUCACUGAUCCAAGACUUCCUUUGUCCAUACCAAACGAAUGGUCUUUUUCAAAAUUCUUGCCGGAUAAUUCUACACCAAAUGGAUUUAUAUCAGCGGCUAAUUUUGCGCCAUUCAAAUU
This is a messenger RNA of Owenia fusiformis, 1101 nucleotides long. Lineage: Eukaryota; Metazoa; Annelida; Polychaeta; Sabellida; Oweniidae. The record is from the annotation of a GenBank genome assembly.